AAAACAAGUUUAUUUACAUUUUUAAAAAAUAACGCGCUUUAUCAAAUAUCAUUUUUUAAGUACAUAUAUUAAAAAAAGAAACAUAAAAAUAUGUUAACAAAGGAAGAUGUUGAUAGUUGGAAUAAAUUAUUUCCAGAUUGUCAAAUAAAUAAAACAAAUUUAAGUAAUCCCACUGAACAUUUUCUAACCAAUGCUUUGGUCAGCUAUUUACGGCAUUUUGGCAUUAACAUAGAGCCUCCUUUUAAUUUGCAAGCUGAAAAUAAAGAAAAUAAUCGAGAAACCCGGCUAUUUUUAAUUACAUUGGCCCGGCAGAUUGAUCAUUUCUUAAAAAUCACCGAUAAAGCCUAUUCAUUUACUUAUUACGAUCUAAUAAGACCAACUCCUAAGAAGACUGCCCACAUGUUGUAUAUCCUGCUAAAUUAUUACUAUUACUACAAUCUCUACAAGGAAAAUGUUUUUAAAAUGGCCGGUGAUAGAAUAAAUCAAUUGGAAGAGUUAAUGGGCAUGGUGGAUGAUAAACGUCGCGAUAAUGAGAUAAGAAGAGAGGAAAAUAAGAAUAUGAAAUCGACCAUAGAAAAUUUAAUGGAGGAAGUGCCCAUCGCUCGUAACAAAUAUAGAGAACUAGAAAUAAAACGCAAUCAACAAGAUGAGGAAAUUCGAAAGUUGAGAGAUACCUGCAAAGAACUUAAGGAAAAACUGGAACAUUUGGAAGAUCAAAAGAAAAUUUUACGUAAACGUGUCGUAGCCGAUGAUGAAUCCGAUGAAUUGCACAAACAAUUACAGCAAUUAAAAUCUGAAAUAGCUGAACAAAAAGAAAUUGAAAUAUCGAAUGCAACAAAUUUGAAUGAGUGCAAAGAGAGCUAUGAAAAAUUCCAAAAAUUAAGCAAAGAAAUUGAACAGGCACAGGAAAUUAUACCACUACGUCUUAUUAAACAAGUGCAAGAAACUAAUAAGUUAUUAACAAGAGCUGUUAAGGAUGAUCAUGAUUUGCAACUAAAACAUGAUAACUUGCUACAGGAAAUCGAAGAUGAGAAUCACACAAAGUGUUCCCUGGAAGAAGAGAAACAAUACAAAAAACAAGAAUUUGAAACAAAACAAAAUGAGCACUUAAAGAUUAACAAUGCUAAAGAAAAUGUAUUAAAACAAAGAAAUACCCAAUUGUUACAAUUGCAAGAAGAGGAACAUAUAUUUGAGUGUCAACUUGAAGAGCAGAAGGAAAUAGCCCAGUACUUAAGGGAAAAUAUUUCGGAAAUUUUGGAACCCUAUGAAGAAUAAUUGUUUACUUAUAUUCCUUUUUUAUUUAUGUUUUUUUUCAAUUAAAUUUACAAAAAAAUGCUUAAAUUAUUAAAGAAAAAUGUUUAUUUA
Molecule: messenger RNA, 1365 nt
Organism: Lucilia cuprina (Australian sheep blowfly)
Lineage: Eukaryota; Metazoa; Arthropoda; Insecta; Diptera; Calliphoridae
Gene: Nuf2
Product: filamin-A-interacting protein 1
Exons: 2
Coding region: 91-1275 (394 amino acids)
Cellular component (GO): kinetochore; Ndc80 complex
Source: RefSeq, a predicted model, not a curated record